This is a messenger RNA of Diachasmimorpha longicaudata, 6730 nucleotides long. RefSeq names its product structural maintenance of chromosomes protein 3-like. The transcript has 10 exons. Gene Ontology annotation, biological process: mitotic sister chromatid cohesion. Lineage: Eukaryota; Metazoa; Arthropoda; Insecta; Hymenoptera; Braconidae. The annotation marks the transcript as partial. The record is from RefSeq and is a predicted model, not a curated record. Gene Ontology annotation, cellular component: chromosome; mitotic cohesin complex. Gene Ontology annotation, molecular function: ATP binding; cohesin loader activity; protein binding.
CGAAUUUCUGGUGCUGAACAGGCGCGCCUGGGUUCCGAAGCAAAGACAGCUCAGGAGAAUGUGCGAUCAGCCUCGAAGCGGCUGAAGGAAGCGAAGAAGGAAGUCCAGACUGCGAAGGAGGAGCGUGACACCCUGAGUGCUGAGCAGCAGCAGCUGCUGAAGGAGAAGACGAAACUGACCCUGACGAUAAACGAUCUUCUGGAGGAGGUGAAGGGUGACAACGACAGCAGAAAACGUGCGCAGCAGGAGCUGGAGAAGCUAAAGGAGAACAUCGCUGUGAGGGAAAAGGAGCUGGAGAAGAUUCGUCCUGAAUACGAGGAGAUGAAGCGACGGGAGGAGGAGUACACGAGAGCGAUGGGACUCAAGGAACAGAAGCGGAAGGAGUUGUACGCUAAGCAGGGGACACUCACGUGUGAUAUCAGCAAGGACGACAGGGAUAAAUGGAUUCAGAACGAGCUGAAGCAGCUGACCAAGCAGAUUAGGGAUAAAGAGGAGCACCAGAAGAAGAUCAGUGAGGAUCUCAAGAAAGACGCCGAGAAGCAGAAGGAUCUCGAGAAGAAGAUCGAGGAGUACACGAAGGAGAUGGAGAAGCAGAGGGCGUCCAUUGAUGAACACAACAAGCACUACUAUGAACUGACCAAGCAGAAGGACGCCUGUCAGGCGCAGAGGAAGGAGCAGUACAGGAAGGAGAGUGUCCUGCAGUUGAAUCUGUCUGGGUUGAAGGAGGACCUGGCGAAGGCUGAUCAGAGCCUCAGGUCCAUGGCCGGAAAACCCAUUCUCAAUGGACGGGAUUCGGUUCGGAGGGUUCUUGAGACUUUCAAAGAACGACCUGACAUGGCUCAUGAGGUUAACUCGUACUAUGGACCUGUCAUCGAGAACUUUGAUUGUGAUAAGAGUGUCUACAUGGCGGUGGAGGUCACUGCUGGCAACAGACUCUUUCAUCAUAUUGUGGAGACUGACAAGUUUGGAACGAAAAUCCUGAAGGAGAUGAACAAUCAGAGACUGCCGGGGGAAGUCACCUUCAUGCCUCUCAAUCGUCUACACGUGAAGAGCAUUGAUUAUCCUGAUACGAGUGACGCCAUUCCCAUGAUCUCCAAGCUUAAUUAUGAUGGGAAGUACGACAGAGCGAUGAGGUACAUUUUUGGGAAGACUCUCAUCUGUAGAAAUCUGGAAGCUGCUACUAAUUUGGCGAGGACAUCUGGACUUGAUUGUGUGACACUCGAGGGGGAUCAAGUCUCCUCCAAGGGAUCACUCACUGGGGGGUACUUCAAUACCCUCAGGUCCAGGCUGGAGAUCCAGAAGACAAGGUCUGAACUUAUGGCGCAGAUCAACACGAUGGAGAAUGAACUGUCUAACCUGAGGGAUGAGAUCAAGAAGGCGGAUCAGAAUAUAUCGUCGUAUGUCAGUGAGAUGCAGAGAACGGAGACGAAGAACAGCAAGGCUAAAGACAUCUACGACAAGAUGAAGGCGGAGAUCAGGCUGAUGAAGGAGGAGUUGUCGGCUAUCGAGAGGUAUAGAACACCGAAGGAGAGGAGUCUUGCCCAGUGCACAUCGAAUCUCGAGGCUAUGAGGGCGACCAAGGAGGGUCUUGAGAGUGAACUCCAUCAGGACUUGAUGGCGCAGUUGUCGGUGGCUGAUCAACGGCAGGUGGAUACCCUCAACGACGAGAUCAGGACACUCACGAAAGAGAAUAAGGAGGCUUUUGCCAAACGUAUGAGACUGGAGGCUGAGAAGAACAAACUUGAGAAUCUUCUUACUAAUAAUCUUCAUCGGAGGAAGGACGAACUCGUGCAGGCACUCCAGGAGAUCUCGGUGGAAGACAGGCAGAGACAGUUGGAGACUUGCAAGGCUCAGCUGUCGGACAUAGAGAAAAGAUUGGUCAAGGUCAAUGCUGAUUUCAAGACUAUGAAUGAGAGAGUCGGGGGCGCCACCAAAAAGCAGAAGGCUGAGGCUGCUGAGGUGGAGAAGUGGAAGGCGAAGGAGAAGGAAGUCCAGGAGAAGAUCGAGUCUGAUGCUAAGGAUCUUGAGAAACUCGCCAGCAAGCAGAAUAUUCUACAGCAGAAGAUCGCUGAGUGUACACAGAAGAUCACGGAAUUGGGGGCACUGCCUUCACCUGAGGCUUAUGAGAAGUUUGGGAAUAUGUCGACGAAACAGCUGUUCAAGGAGAUGGAGAAGGCGAAUAAUCAGCUGAAGAAGUACAGCCAUGUUAAUAAAAAGGCGUUGGAUCAGUUCAUGUCGUUCAGCGAUCAGAAGGAGAAGCUUGUGAAGAGGAAGGAGGAGCUGGACAGAGGCGAUGAGAAGAUCAAGGAGCUGAUGAAUGUACUGGAGAUGAGAAAGUGCGAGGCUAUUCAGUUCACUUUUAAACAGGUUAGUAAGUACUUCAGCGAAGUCUUCAAGAAACUCGUGCCCACUGGACACGCACAACUCGUCAUGAAGACGGCCGAUGGGGAGGAGGGCGAUGAUGAUACAUCCACUGCUGCCGAUUCUGAUCGGUUCAUUGGUGUCGGGAUUAGAGUUUCGUUCACUGGACAAAAAGCUGAGAUGAGAGAGAUGAAUCAACUUUCGGGUGGGCAAAAGUCUCUUGUGGCACUUGCCCUGAUAUUCGCUAUUCAGAAGUGCGAUCCAGCACCUUUCUAUCUAUUCGAUGAGAUCGAUCAGGCUCUCGAUGCCCAGCACAGAAAAGCUGUUGCUGAUAUGAUCCAUGAACUCAGCUCUGACGCACAAUUUAUCACCACAACUUUUAGACCUGAAUUACUGCAGCACGCAAAUAAAUUCUAUGGGGUUAAAUUCAGGAAUAAGGUGUCUCACGUAGAGUGUGUCACCAGGGAAGAAGCUGCUGACUUUGUCGAAGACGACACAACUCAAGUUUCUGCUGUAAUUCUAAUUCAAUUCGUGAGGAUUCAACUGGGAAAUGUUGAUUCGCUCUUCAAUUUUGGAAGUGGGCCGGAAAUCGGGGCGCUGAAGCCAGAAAUGGCUGCCACUGUUUAUACUUCCCGUGAAUUUCCCUCGCUUUUUGCAUUCGAGAAGCCGAUCGUCAUCGAGAACUUCAAAUCCUACAGGGGACAACAUAUUUUCGAUGGUUUGCACCCAGGACACAAUACCAUAGUCGGCCUCAAUGGCUCCGGAAAAAGCAGCCUCUUGGAGUCCAUCGUCUUCGUCGUAAGUAACCGUUACUACCCGAUCACAAAAGAACAGAGGGUUUCAGUGAUCAACGACAACCCCAUAAACCACACGAGGUCAGCCUCAGUGGAGAUAAUUCUCUCGAACGACGACAAUGUCCUCUCAAUAGACAUCUCAGAGGUGCGAAUCCGCAGGGUGAUCUCCCUACAGUUUGACCGCAUCACCGUUAACAACCAGAACUGCCAUCCAGACGAACUAUUCCAGCUACUCUCACCAGUCUUCCCCAGGGAGAAUCCUUAUUACAUUGUUCGACAGGAUGAAGUGGCUCAUCUGGCUACUGGCACUAACCUUAUUAGGUUCGAAGUGAUUGUGAUGGCGAUUGGAGUCCACAAGUUUGAUGAGGGUAUCACCGAGCUCCUCCUCCAGAUCGCGGAGAAAACGCAGUGCAUUGAGGACCUGCAGACUGACCUCGAAAGUCACAGGGAGAAGCUCGCCCUUCUGAUGACCAAGUACAACUACUUUACGAGGAUCAACAAAACGCGUCGUUACCUGGAGCAUAAGCUGUACCAGCUGCACCUCGAGGACUUGCAGUCGCAGCUGUCUCAGCUGGCAGACCCCUACGAUGAUGAGGUCCUGAAGGCCGAGGGGGCGAAGACAGCCUACAGCGCAGUCCACUCGGAGUACGUCGAUGUGAAUGCUGAGGUAAUCGCUCUACAGGGGGAGAUCGAUCUCUUGGAGAAGAUGAAGAGGAAGGGAGAGAUUGAAGAUAUCGAGUUGGCGAAGGAGCUGAACACCCAGCAGCUGGAGAGGGAAGAAAUAAGGGAGAAACUACAGGGAUUAAAUUCGGACGAAUCCGAGAGUUUCGAAAAGCGCCAUGAGUUGCUCCUCUCGAGGAUCUCGGAGCUCGAGGAGAAGGCGAAGGGCCUCGAGACUGCGUUGCAAGACAUCAGAAACAACAGUAACGAGGUCUGCCGAGAGCUGGAACGCCACGAGUACCAGCUGAUGGACCUCUCCAGGAGCAAGAUCAUCAUCGAGAAGUUGAAGACAGGAGAUCACGACCUGACUGAGGUAAUGCCAAGGGCUUCUCAGGUCACCAGAAUCAUUCAGGAGGAGGAGGAAGAGGUCGCCAGGCUGGAAGUCACCGUAGAGAAGGCUUUUGUUCAGAGGACCGAGGGCGAGAAGGAACUGGAAAGGCUGAGGAGUCAGUUAAGCGAUGUAAAGCUGCUGCUGCGUGAUCACAGGAGGAAAAAGGAGGAGCUCCAGAGGGCUAGGCACGAUCUCCUGGGGCGGAGGAAGGAGCAGCAGAGGGAGGCGGACGUUCUUCGUGAUGAUAUCGAGGCACUGGAGACCCGGAUUGGGACGAUCAAACAAAAACUGCAGAUGAUGGUCAGGGGAGAUGUCCUCGAGGGGAUCGAGUCGGUGAGGAAGAUCCUGGAGGAUUGGAGGCAGAGGGACGACCGGCUGGAGCUCGUUGAGGGGGUCAAGGGGAUUCUCCUGGAGGUUUUUACGUGCAGAGAACCUUCGGUGGCUUUCGCCAUGGAGGUCAGGGGUGGCGAUCAGCUGUUUCAUUAUGUCGUGAGGGACAGGAUUGUCAUCGCUGAGAUCUUGAGGGAGAUGAAGGAGAGGAACAUGAGGGGAAUCGUCAAUUUUAUCCCCCUCGGGGACGUGGAGGAGCUCCAGGUGAGGUAUCCCCUGGGGGAGUUCAAUUGCAGACCUUUGGUAUCGUUUUUGGUACCUCGGGAUGGCGAGCUCCAGAAGGCUGUGGACUUCGUCUUCGGGAAGACUGUCGUCGUGAGCAGUCUUAGGGAUGGCAUCGCACUUGCCAAUGUCUAUGACCUGCAGGCGAUUACUCUGAAUGGACAGCAGGUCCUGAGGAAGGGUAAGUACAGGGGAGGCUUUCGAGAUCGCCGAAACUCUCGACUAGAACUCUACAAAGAGUACUGUGAGCAGCGAGCUAAACUAGAUGCUGUCACAUUGAAUCACAAGAACCUCCUCACCUCCCUCCAGUCGAUGAACGAUGAACUCCUUCUUCCAAUGUCUGAACUCCAGAAGCUGGACGUGAAGAUCCAGGCGGCUGAACAGCACAUCUUGGGCCUCCAAACGGACAUUGCCGAGGCAUCGAGGAGCUUCGAGCAGGCAUCGGACAACUACUCCCCCCUGAAGAAGUACCUGGAAGACACGAGGAUGAGACUGGAGGAAUCGAAGCAGGAGCUGUCAACAGUGGAGACAGAGAUCGAAGAUCUGGAGAGGACAUCUGUCGAGGAAGUCGAGAUGUCUAUUCAGCAGCUUCUUGAGGACUCCCUACGGCUGGAGAAACAGAGAAAACAGGCGAUCGCAGAGAUUCCGCACCUGGAAGGGAGACUGUCCUCGGUGAGGGAAAUCCUGUCUCGUUUAGAGAAGGACAGGGACGAGCUGGAGGCACAUGUGGGGGAUUACUCUCAGGAUAUCCUCCAGGAACGACUCGUCGUCGCCGAGCAGAAGCUGGAGAAGCGCAGGAAGGAUCUGGGGGAGCGGAUGCAGAGACUGGAGGUGAUUGAUGAGAAGAUAAUUGGACUUACAAGGCAGCUAUCAGAGGUGGAGAAGAGGGCGAGGGACUUGGACUUCGAGAGAGAGAAGGCCAGGAUGACAUGGGAGGCAGCGAAGGAGGACGUGGAGGCGGUUAAAGGUAGAAUGGACUGUCUCACGAGGAAGAUGGGGGAGUGGGAGAAGAGACUGGCUGAUGUGGGGACCCUCCCCAGCAUCAGGAACCCCAGGGUUUUUGACAAUAUGGGGAAGAAGGCGUUGGAGAGGAAGAUCAGAGACAUCGGGAGGGAGGAGAAGGCUCUUGGGGCUGUCGACUGUAGCAUCAAGGGUAAGAUGAAGGGGCUGGAGGGACAAAUGGUGGCUCUGGAGCGUCUCCUGGAGAAGGAGGAGGAGAGGAAGAGGAGCUACGAGGAGGAAAUGGAAAAGAUCGAGACAAAGAGGGUCGAGGCCUUGAGGGUGGGGUUCGAAAAAAUCAACGAGUUUUUUGAGGACAUCUUUGGGAACAUCGUGACCAACGGUCGGGCCAGCCUUCUUCCAGUAGGGGAGGAUGGAGAGGUGGGGGAUGACUGGAGGAGCGUCAGGGGAGCCAGGAUUAGGGCGACUUUUGCCGGUGGACAGGAGGUGGAGAGAAUGUAUCAGCUCUCUGGGGGACAGAAGACUGUCAUCGCUCUGUGUCUGAUCUUUGCUGUUCACAGGUUCAAACCUGCGCCUUUUUAUUUACUUGACGAGAUUGAUAAGGCACUUGAUGGGUGCUUCAGGGCAUCUGUGGCUGGGAUGGUUCAUGAGAUGAGUAGGAAUGCACAGUUUGUGAUCGUCACGUUUAGAGAGGAGUUGGUGAUGCUGGCUGAUAGAUUUUUCAAGGUGACUUCCAGUCAUGACUGCUCACAUGUGCAGGACUGCAACAGGGAGGAGGCUCUGGAGAUCAUUAGGAAAGAUGCUGAGGAGGAGUGAUUUUUUUUCAUUUUUAUUAUUUUUUUCAGUUUGCGAUUACACUCAUAUAUAUUUUUUUAAUUGUCUCAAAGGUGUUGAAUGACAGAAAUUAUUAUAAACAUUAGUGUAUUGUAGUAUUGUAAAACUGUUCAUUUGC